AUGCAACCCACCUCGUUAUCCGGUGAUGUUGAGGUGUUCGACCCUCGGGGCGACCUGAAGUUGAUUGUCGGGUCGGACCAAAUCGCCUUCCAAGUGUGUUCGCGGGCCCUCGCGCGCUCGUCCAAAUACUGGGAGACGAUGCUCUACGGGGCGUUCGCUGAAGGACAGGGACAACAAGAAGCGGGGUCGGACUGGGUGAUCCCGCUCCCUGAAGAUCGUCCAGAAGGACUUCGGAUCCUCUGCCUCGCGGUCCACGGCAGAUUUGACGCCUUGCCUGGCAAAAUCACCCAUGGCGAGCUGCUUUACCUUACUGUGCUAGCGGACAAGUACAAUAUGAUCAGUUCCUUAAAGCCGUUCUGGAAAGGUUGGCUGAAGGAACUGGAUUACAUCACCGAUAGUACUCCCGCGGCGGAUGAACUGCUCGACUACCUCUCGGUGUGCUACAAACUGGGAUACGGCAGGGGAUUCCGUAAGGCUUUCGUUUACGUCGUGAAGUGUGCAGCGGCGCAUGGUGACGGCCGAUUAUACAUCGACGGUGACCAGGAUCAUGACAUCUACGGCGACGAUCAUGUUUGGUUGCGAGACAAGGUUCUGGGUCAGACCCCCUUCGCUGGUGGUGAUGUAUUAAACGAAUCAGAUGCUGACCCCAACGUAGAAGGUGUCAGGCGAGGACGCGAGAUAGUCCUGACGAUCAUAUGCACGAAGAUUCAGCGGGGCAUAUUAUCCCUCAUCUUUGAGUCCGGAUGCACGGCCGAAACUCCGAGCAAAGUUUGCAACUGCACAAUGCUAGGUUCUCUGGUCCGAGCCAUGGCGUCGCGGAAGUUGGACCGUUGGUUUAACGACAGGAUGGAAGGAGUGGCAGAUUCCAUCACGUCCUGUGUGUCCGACUUUUCCUCCCUCCUCGCCGAGCUCCGGGAAGAAGCGGUUGCCGCCCGGGAGUCGUUUGACUGGGAGCACGGGGAAUGCCGUCCUUGGGCGUCGGAGAGUGAGAAGAUGGGUGACGAGGGCAUGGACGCACUUUACGAGAUUAUUUACGAGUUUGCGGCAGACCUGGAGGGUGAGGCAAAAAAGUCGGGCCUCAAUCCCGACAAUCCCGCACGUUUCUCGACUCCGGUGCCAUGCCAAGAGAUUGCCGAAUUAGUAGUCGAUGAAGACCAGGGGAUCCCGUUAUUAGACAAUGGGUUGCUGUACGAGACAGAGGUUCGGUACCUACCUACUUAG
Chaetomium globosum CBS 148.51 is the source of this 1221-nucleotide messenger RNA. RefSeq lists its product as uncharacterized. The coding region runs from base 1 to 1221 and encodes 406 amino acids. The record is from RefSeq and is a predicted model, not a curated record. The transcript has a single exon. Lineage: Eukaryota; Fungi; Ascomycota; Sordariomycetes; Sordariales; Chaetomiaceae.